Symbiodinium natans is the source of this 2094-nucleotide messenger RNA. NCBI's taxonomy places the organism in Eukaryota, Dinophyceae, Suessiales, Symbiodiniaceae. The record is from the annotation of a GenBank genome assembly.
AUGUACACCACAGACCCUGUUGCAGACCCGCUUCUUCAGCCGUCUGCUUCAUCUGACCGUCCAGUUCCAGACCAACCCGCAUCCAGCCAAAAAUCGAAAGUCGACCCCGACAAUCCAUGCAAUCCCGGCAGCGUCGGCCAUUUCUACGGUGGUUGUAAACCUUGCAACAAGUACAAUCCUGAAAGGCCUGAUGACUCGUGCAAACACGCGGAAACGUGUUCUUUCUGCCACAGCAAGGAGCAUGAAAGACCAAAACACAGGGGUCAGAGAGGUCGUCAUGCCUUGCAGCGGAGGCAGUUUCUUGAAGCACAAGACAGGAUGAACGGUGAGCUUCGGAGCAUCAUCAAUUCAGUUUACAACGUGCCGCACGACACCCUGGAACGACUAAAGAGGCUGAUGAAGGAGCAUUUGCACAACAACCCGACCGCAUGGAAUGACCAGGUCCAAUUUCUGGUCCAGCGCAUGGCAGAGAUCGGAGACGAAGCUCAGAAUCAACGACCAGACAAUGCGCGAGUUCGACGUGCCCGAGGGGACCAGGCGCCUGCGCAGGUUGACUUGGACAGCAGGUGCAAGUGGUACACUGGGACCCUCCAUCUCAUGGUCAGGAAGAUGUAUGAAGAUCAAAAGGACGAGAAACAGAAAUUGGAGGAUAUUCAAAAGGCUGUGAACGCCAGCCUGGAGAAGUUCAAAGGAUUGGAGCAAAAGCUGAAAGAUAAUCUGAAGAGCACCGAGGGUCUUGAGGAUGAGGUGAAGCAAGCGGUCGGGGCCAAUGGCUGGCUUGCACAAGACCUGAUCGUGCUUGUCCAAAAGGAGAUUCACAAGAAGGAAGAGAAGCAGGUUUGGGAUGAUUUGAGGAGCGAGCUUGGCUUCAUGCUGGAGGUGACCGAUGAACAGAGCCGUGCCAAGAUGCGCCGAGCUUGCAAGCUUGAAGAGUUGUACACGAUCGUGAGGGAGACGGUGGGGGAGCAGAGAGCUCGCAUUCUCGGGCCACUAGAGGACGAGGAAGACGAGGAGUGGUCAUCGUGUCCGGGGCUCAGUUUGGCAGAUUGUGGCAGUUUGAUGCCCAAUCCCCUGACUGACAUGACCCAGACCAAGCUCCAUGAUCGAGUCGAGGCCCUCUGCUUCUGUGGGCACACCAACAAAAAGGAGGGGCACAUUGCUUUCCUAGCAUCCCUUCUCCUGCACAGGCGCUUUGAGCUGAAGCGUCUCAUGAGCACUCAUACGAUGCCCCCCAAGGCGAAGAAGAUGAUACAGGUUGAACAAAGGGACUGUUUGGUUUCUGGCAGUGGCCUCUUCCUCAAGAAUGACAAGCACAGAGUUUUCUCUCUCAGCUUCUAUCUUCAAAUCACAGAAGAUUCUAUCUUCGAAGCGUCCGAAGGCGAGGACUUCUUUUCGAAGUGGUCCUUUUUUGUCGGCCCAGAUCCGACCAAGGGAACAGUGAAGUUCCUGUCCUUCGAGGAGGCCACUGCGCAAGGCUUGAUCCAUGCCUCGUUCGACCGAGUCUACAUGGGGUCAGAUGCCUCAGAGGUUCUUGGGCCGACGGAAGGGCGCAAAACCGUUCGAAUCGAGUCCAACGAGUGGUUCAGGAAUGGACUUAUCGUCUUGGAUAUCGAUCACGCACCUGUCGGCUGUGGUACGUGGCCAGCCUUCUGGAUGUUUGGGGAGGACGCGCAGCACGCCUGGCCCCGGUGGGGCGAGUACGACAUCCUGGAGUCCGUGCACAACCGCACCCAGUCUGCGACCACGCUCCACACGCGAUCGGACUGCGAUCAGACAGAUGUGCAAAGCCAUGUGGACUUCAGUGAGGGGUGGGUGGCCGGCAAAUAUGGCACAAAGGCGAAAGACUGCUUCGUCAAGGCAAGGCACGCAGCUGGUAAAGAUGGCUGUCAGAAUGGACAGUCGAUACAGUCGUAUCAGUGUCGUGUCGCGUCGGAAGAGCAGGCCCCGAACGAGUUCACGAACCAGGGGUGUGGCCAGAAUCAGUCCGGGCCUUUUCCUGCAGCGGUGCUGACACAGGGUUCUGACAGAGUCCUAGCAGUUCUAGUGAGUAUGCAGAACAUGCAAGGCCUUAUGGCUCCUUCGGGCGGCCGUUGA